Hydatigera taeniaeformis is the source of this 285-nucleotide messenger RNA. The record is from the annotation of a GenBank genome assembly. NCBI's taxonomy places the organism in Eukaryota, Metazoa, Platyhelminthes, Cestoda, Cyclophyllidea, Taeniidae.
ACUUCAAUGGAAGAGUUGCCUCGUCUCCUCUGCACAGCUCAGCAUGCUCCACAUCUUCAAAGCCACCGUGCCGCUGUACGCAGUCCUGACGAUUUUGUGGUCAGUUGUUGCCGCUCUCUGCCGCUCCGCUACUUACUCUCCGUUCACAUCGCUUCAAUUGUACGCUUCGGCCAAUCCCUUGAGGAGUGGUACCCAUUUGACUACCAAUUCGUGAUUCAAGAGUCCUUUCAGGAACAGGAGGCAGAACUGCAACAUAAUGCUACGAAUUCAACCCAGAAAUAUUAG